AUGGGUUUUGGGCUUACCUGGCGCAAAUGGACAUCUGGUUACCUCUCUUCGGCCCAUUUCUCUGUUUUCAUCAAUGGCAAAGCCUAUGGCUAUUUUCACGCUUCCAGAGAUCUUUGUCAAGGAGAACCUUUCUUGCAUUUUCUAUUUACUUUGGUAAUCGAGGCCUUUAGCAAAAUGCUUCAAGGGCUGGUUGAUAGCGGUAUUGUCCAAGUCCUUCUUGCCUGGCCAAAUGGAAUCAUUCUCAGUCAUUUGCAGUAUGCUGAUGACACAUUGAUUUUGCUUAAAGGCAAGGAUGACAACAUCCAUAAGAUCUGGUUGUUUUUAAAGCUCUAUGAACUAAUCUCUAGAGCAAGGAUCAAUAUGGGUAAAUCCAAAGCACUGGCAGUAACUGCCUCUCGACAGAAUUGCGGACUAGGCUUCGUUGUUGGAUUGUGA
Amborella trichopoda is the source of this 435-nucleotide messenger RNA. RefSeq lists its product as uncharacterized. Lineage: Eukaryota; Viridiplantae; Streptophyta; Magnoliopsida; Amborellales; Amborellaceae. The record is from RefSeq and is a predicted model, not a curated record.